Molecule: messenger RNA, 1611 nt
Organism: Fonsecaea erecta
Lineage: Eukaryota; Fungi; Ascomycota; Eurotiomycetes; Chaetothyriales; Herpotrichiellaceae
Exons: 1
Coding region: 1-1611 (536 amino acids)
Source: RefSeq, a predicted model, not a curated record
AUGUCAAGUCCCCGAAAACGCAAUAUGCUCUCGUUCAUCGUCUUCGGACUUGCGGCAGCUCUGAUUCCAUCCACCGAGGGAGCUCCCAGUACCAGUGGCAAGACAGCAUGUGCGGCCCUGACCAAACCGACCAUUGCCGGCGCGCGCGUGCUGUCCAUGCAGUCGCAACAUCUCCCAAAUGCGACGGUGCUGGCCAGCCCGCCCCUGCUGAACAACAACCUCACCGGCCUUGACCUGUGCAGUGUCGAUCUGGUCAUCUCGCACCCUGGCGCCGACGAUAAAGUCAAGGUCAAAGUGUGGUUGCCGGCGACGGGCUGGAAUGGCCGCUUCGUCGGCACCGGAGGGUCGGGCUACGCGGCGGGAUUCUUCGAAUACAGCCUCGCCCCUGUGGUGGCACUGGGCUAUGCGGCAGCAUCCACGGAUGCAGGCCUGUCGGGAGAUCCCUACAGUCCAGCAGCGUGGGCUCUGCGUCCGAACGGCACCGUGCAUGAGGAUCUCUUACUGAACUUUGCCUCCCGCUCCGUGCAUGACAUGGCUGUGGCGGGCAAGGCCAUCACCGCACAAUACUAUGGCCGGAAGCCGGCCCACUCGUACUGGAGCGGUUGCUCGACGGGUGGGAGACAAGGCUUGGUGGCGGCACAACAGCAUCCCCAUGAUUUCGACGGCAUCGUCGCCGGAGCGCCGGCUAUUGACUGGGCCAGGUACGUGGUCGCAGAACAGUGGCCACAGGUGGUCAUGAAGGAGGAGGCAACCUACGUGAGUCCAUGCGUCCUCCAAUCGUUCACCAGCGCGAGCGUUGCGGCCUGUGAUGCUCUUGACGGAGUGGCCGACGGCGUCAUCACAGACUUGCAACUCUGUAAAUUCGACCCGUUGGCCUUGGUUGGAACAAGUGUCCAAUGCGACGGCAGCAGCGAGAUCAUCACACAGAAGAUGGCCACUGUGGUCGGCCAAAUCCUCGCAGGGCCCAAAGGACCCGCCAUCUCUCAUCCCUACGCCCUGAAUCCCGGGGCGGCAUUGGACAGUCUGGCCAACACGACCGUCGUCAACGGCACCCGGCUCGGUGUGCCCUUUUUCGUCAACGACGCCUGGAUCAAAUACUUCGUCAAGAAAGACCCCGAGUUUGACACUUCCGCCAUGGGAUACGCUGCUUUUGAGACUAUCUUCAACCAGUCGCAGCGGGAAUUCGGCGCCGUCAUGGGCUCUGACCAGCCCGAUCUCUCUGCCUUCCACGCGGCCGGGGGCAAGGCGAUCGUCUGGCACGGGCUAGCCGACCAGCUGAUCUUCCCGCGCGACACGGUCGCCUACCACCAGCGGGUGACACAGGCUCUGGGCAACAACGCGUCCGUGGUCGCUGGGUUCUAUCGCACGUUCCUCGCCCCGGGCGUGGACCAUUGCGGCGCUGGUCCAGCGGCACCGGGCGCCGUGCCUGUGGACCCGCUGGCGGCGGUGGUGGCGUGGGUCGAGGACCAGAAGGCGCCCGAUGUGUUGGCGGCGCGCAAAACGGAGGCGGAUGGCACCGUGGUCACAAGGAAUCUGUGCCCGUUUCCCGCGACAUCGCGGUACAGGGGCACCGGCGACAAGACCCUGGCGACCAGUUAUACUUGUACUUGA